This is a messenger RNA of Prorocentrum cordatum, 2036 nucleotides long. The record is from the annotation of a GenBank genome assembly. NCBI's taxonomy places the organism in Eukaryota, Dinophyceae, Prorocentrales, Prorocentraceae.
GGCCGAUGUCCGGCACGCAGGGAGCGCAGCAGCGCCCCGCCCCGCCGCCGCUGACGAGCGUGAGCGGCGACCACGCGAGCUCCACGAGCCUGGCAGCGCCCACGGUCUCGCCGCGCCUGUCGUCGGCAUCGGGGCCCUCGCCCCGGGUGGCCGCCAGGGCCACCGUCACCUACACGGCCACGGUCACCGUGGAGGCCACCGCGGGCGACGGCGGGGACGGGGAGGACAGCUUCAACUUUGAGGAGGUGGAGGUGACCAGCCCCGCCGCGCCCAUGACCGCGACCACUUCGCACCGCUGCUUCCCCGCGUCCCCCGGCGCGCCGGAGCUCUCCCCGUCGGUGGCGCAGGCGCACUCGGACGCCUCCCGGGCGCUCGGCAGCGCGGGGGCGAGGCGCGCGGCCGAGCAGGCGGCCAAGGGCCAGCGCGAGGCCCGCGGGCCUGCGAUCAUGGCGGCCGCUGCUCGGGGGCGCACGAGGGCGCUGUUCGAGAGCAAGGUCCUCUGCAGCGGCACGCUCCUGGCCUCCCGGGGCGCCGCGGGCGGCGAGCGUGGCCGCGCGGGGCUGCUCGAGGGCCAGUUCGGGGCGGAGUUCCGGCCCCGCUGGUUCGCCAUCGUGGCGUUCGACAGGGGCGGCCUCAUGGACGCGCGCAAGCGGUUCGAGGUGGUGCUGCUGUGGACAGCGACAGAGAGCAAGUUCGAGCAGCUGCUGGAGCAGAUGCAGGAGAGCGACGAGGUGCCGAACAGCUACCGCCUGCGCCUGAGCAACGGCAGCUCUGCGUUGCGCCUGCCUCAGGUGCUGGGCAGCCUCGCGCUGCGCUCCGCGAAGAAGGUCAUGGAGAGCCGCAGGUUGGACCUGCCAGACAGCCUCUUCUCUGCGAUCGAGGUCGUCACCAUUGGCAAGAAAUACCUCUUGGGCGUCGAGAAGCAGGACGAUCUGAGCAGGUGGCUGCACGCUCUUCGGGCAUCCCACAGGCGGAUGCGCAACCUGAAGACCGUGAGGACUGGCUUGAGCAGAGUGAGAACUGGCAAGACGGACCUGUUCUUGGAGGAGGAGGAGACGGAGUACAACAAAUGGACGCAGGAGGUUGGCAUGCCGACCCUCUUCCACAUCCUGUGGUACGUGCUGGUGCUUUUCACCAUCGUUUGGAUCUGCUCGCUCAUCUGGCUCUUCAACCCAUACCUGGCGCCGUGCCGGCACAAGGAGGCAACCUACGCCGUGGAGGCCUCAGGGCAAUGCUUUGAGGUUGCCAGCGGUGCUCUCGUGGAAGGCUGCCUCAGCUGGCGCAGCCAGGCCGCCGCCAUGGGCUCCUGGCGGUCAUGGGUAUCGGACCUGCAGUCGAUUGGCCUCUUCGACAGAGAUCUUACGAUCGAAGGCGAGAGCCAGACGUGUUUCGAGGCGGUCGGAGGCUGGAAGCUCUUCUGGUUCUGGGGCUUCGUGGUCGUGGAGAUCAUCGGCAAGGCCUUCGCUUUGGGCUUCUCUCAGCUUAACUGGAAGGUCGUUGUGCGCGGGGCGCAGACGAUGGAUGAGAUGGAGCCCGCGUUUCCCGAGAGGGCUUGGCCGGAUGUUGAUAUUCUUUUGUGCCACUACUCGGAGCCCGCCGAGGAGACGAUGGAGACGUUCGCGAAGAUGCUGGAGAUGGACUAUCCAGCGUCGAAACUGCACAUCUACAUCUGCGACGACGGUUACUUCAAGUCCGACUUCAGAGAGGUGGGCGAGAAACCAGGUGCCAAUUGGCCAGAGCCACAGAACAACCACCAGCUGAUCCAGCUGACCGGGGACGUACGGCAGCUCACGGAGGAUCUGAUGGCCGAGUACGCGGCCAGGAGCGACCCAGACGGCGUGGCCAGCAUGGCGAGCGACCGCAUGCACGGUGGCGGAUCACCACGGAUGGCAACGGCCAGCGUCAGGCGCUCAAGUACAAGAAGACGGACGAGGUACUGCCUGAACCUUCGGACGCUGAGCGACGUGUUCCACGGACGGACUGCGCUGUGGGCUACGUCAAGGACACCUACUCCAUCCCGGGCAUGCCCCGAGUGA